Messenger RNA from Blumeria graminis f. sp. triticale, 339 nucleotides. Lineage: Eukaryota; Fungi; Ascomycota; Leotiomycetes; Helotiales; Erysiphaceae. The record is from the annotation of a GenBank genome assembly.
AUGAAGAGCAUCACACUUGCUUCAGUUAUAGCAUUCCUGAGCAUGUCUUUUCUAGCACAUGCUUUGACUGGCUAUGAUUGUGAAGGAGAAAAUGUUUCACAUGACGUUAUUAUGGGACAUGUUAACAGGAGCUAUGACGAUCGUUUCCGUCAAAAUCUCGGAGAUACUUUAUUCACAAAUAGCGCAAAAUUAAGAAAAGUCGAAUUUCCUUUUGUAUUUUCGGGAACUAAAGCUAGUCAAUCAACUGUUAUAAUUUAUUUCAAUAAUAAAAGAGAAGUCCUAAAUGCGUAUUUUAUGAUAUCUGGCAUUACCAAAAUCUGCACUCCUGUUGAAGAAUAG